AUGUGGGCCUUGGUCGCGUCACAUCCCCAAGCGAGCAGGAGGAUUCCACCCACCUUUCUUUUCAUCCUCCAUUCGCCGCCGAGCGCCACCAUGGCGUCGCCGCCGACCGCCGCCGCCGCGCUCCGGCGCCCGGGCGCCCACGUGGGCCGCGUCCCCGUCCCGCGCCACUCCGGCGCCCCCUGCCUCCGCGCCGCCCUCCCGUUCAGGUUAGGCGUGCUGUCGUCGAGGAAGUGCCGUGCGGUCGUGUCGGCCACAAGGAGACCUGGUUUGGGCAAUGCAGGGAACCUGCGCGAGGGUUCGAACGUGGCUAAGAACUGGGAUUUGGGCAGACAGAUUGGCGAUGAGCACGGUGUUCUUAUAGAAUGCAGGGAUGUGCACAAGUCCUUUGGGGACAAGCAUGUACUGCAAGGCGUCAGCUUCAAGAUUAGACAUGGUGAAGCUGUUGGAAUAAUCGGUCCUUCGGGAACUGGCAAAUCAACUAUUUUGAAGGUUAUGGCGGGCCUUCUAGCCCCUGAUAAGGGCGAGGUAUUCAUAUGCGGAAAGAAAAGACAGGGCUUAGUUAGUGAUGAGGAUAUAUCAGGUCUCCGGAUUGGCUUGGUAUUUCAAAGUGCGGCAUUGUUUGAUUCUCUCAAUGUUCGUGAAAACGUUGGAUUUCUUUUAUAUGAAAACUCCAAGUUGUCUGAGGAGCGAAUAGGUGCACUAGUGACGGAAACAUUGGCUGCAGUAGGCCUAAAAGGUGUCGAGGAGCGAAUGCCAUCUGAAUUAUCCGGAGGCAUGAAAAAGCGUGUAGCCCUUGCUCGUUCAAUAAUAAAUGAUGACACAAAAGAAACAAUAGAGCCAGAGGUUCUUUUAUACGAUGAACCUACAGCUGGGCUUGACCCUAUAGCAUCCACUGUCGUUGAAGACCUUAUACGUUCCAUGCACGUGACAGGGAAAGAUGCUAUGGGUAAGCCAGGAAAGAUAGCAUCGUAUGCGGUUGUCACUCAUCAGCAUAGCACAAUAAGAAGAGCUGUUGAUAGGUUGUUGUUUCUCCAUGAGGGAAAGAUAGUUUGGGAAGGGAUGACAGAAGAAUUCAUGACAUCAACAAAUCCCAUUGUACAGCAGUUUGCCUCUGGCAGCCUGGAUGGUCCAAUUCGAUACUUCUGA
Triticum turgidum subsp. durum (durum wheat) is the source of this 1146-nucleotide messenger RNA. NCBI's taxonomy places the organism in Eukaryota, Viridiplantae, Streptophyta, Magnoliopsida, Poales, Poaceae. The record is from the annotation of a GenBank genome assembly.